CUUUUUCUUUUUUUCUUCUAUUUUCUUGACAUGCAACGUAAGUCGUUAUGGGGAUCUUAUAAAGCUAUACCUCCCAAGACAAGAAUAACCCUCGGUCUCGCUGGCAUGGUAUUUGCUACUGCAGGCAUGUAUUUCGCAGACUAUAUUGAACAAAAGAAACCAGCAACUGAACUCGAAAAACAAGAGCUUGAAAUAAUGUCUCCCAUUGUGGUUGUUGACCGCCCAUCAAAAUAAUAAAAAUCAUGCGUACACACACA
Molecule: messenger RNA, 257 nt
Organism: Gilbertella persicaria
Lineage: Eukaryota; Fungi; Mucoromycota; Mucoromycetes; Mucorales; Choanephoraceae
Exons: 2
Coding region: 31-234 (67 amino acids)
Source: RefSeq, a predicted model, not a curated record